Messenger RNA from Oryzias melastigma (Indian medaka), 4189 nucleotides. It is a transcript of the gene ddias, whose product is annotated as DNA damage-induced apoptosis suppressor. Gene Ontology annotation, biological process: negative regulation of intrinsic apoptotic signaling pathway in response to DNA damage. NCBI's taxonomy places the organism in Eukaryota, Metazoa, Chordata, Actinopteri, Beloniformes, Adrianichthyidae. The record is from RefSeq and is a predicted model, not a curated record. Gene Ontology annotation, cellular component: cytoplasm; nucleus. The transcript is spliced from 5 exons. The coding region runs from base 1438 to 3639 and encodes 733 amino acids.
AGUCUCUGUUUGUGACCCUAAAAGUUCUCUGCUGCUGUGCAUUUAAAUGCUUAAAAUUUCAGCUAUAGAUGAUUAUGUGACUUACUGGUGCUGCCAUAACCAUGGCAUACAGAUGAAUGCAGAAAGUGUAACACCUCUCUACCCAUAGCAGAGCUGGGCAUGGUGAACUAAUGGCCAGCACAGCUACUUUUGAAAGAUCCUCUGUCCAGUUUGAAUCAUCUUGCUUCUUGGCACUAUACCUCUGGCAGCAGUAGAGCUGCCAGUCUGGUCCUUGUAUGCUUAUGUGUUUUUUUUUUUUUUUUUGCAGGCCCGUGGGGAUGAGUGCAGACAAACUCGUGCCAAAGAGCUAAGAAUAGCAGCCAAGAUGACUAUGUUCUGGAUGUGCGAGUAAAGAAAUAGAGAACAAGAUGAAGCUGAUGUUACAUGCAUGUGUAAAAAUGGAAGCAGGACAGCGAGUACACCGCUGGAGCUCUGGACAGUCUGUGUUGCAGUAACAGAACUGGAAUGGGAUCAGCUGGAUUUGGCCUGGCACUGAUUUUGUCACAUGUCACCAGUGUCUAGUAACUAAAAAUAAAUAAAUAAAAGGCCAGCAGAAGAUGAUCAGGCUUAUGUUUUAUAAAAAAAAUUGCAUAAAUAAAUUCACCAAGAAUAAUUUUAUAUUAAUAGUGUCAACAUUUUUAAGGAAAAACAUACAAUUUAAAAAGUCAUAAUGAAAGUUGAAAAUGUUUGAAUGUUACUUCCAAAGCCUACAUUUUAGGUUUAAACCUUAAAGAGGGAUUUAUCAUAGUUACAUUGUAAAUAUUUAAAACAAAGUUAUUUGCAAAUUAAUUUAUAGUUAAAAUGUUGCAAAAAGCACAACAUAUAUACAUACUAAAUAUAUGGAAAAUCAAGCUGUCAAUAAUGGCCAUUAAGUAAAAUGUUGUUUAUAAGUUAAAUACAAUUCUAAUUUUCAUUUUAUUGUCACAAUAAAAAUUAUGUAAAUCAUUUGCCUCUUUACUUUGAAUUGUGUGGGGUUUUUUUUAGGUUUCCCAAUUUUUAUAGUCAUUUCAACGAUUCUUCUCUGUUUACUUGAUAUAUUUCUCUUUUUUUCACUUUUUUCACGCCACCCCUGACCUGACCUGAGAAAGAAACAUUUUUACUUGCUGGAUGCGUUACCUCUAUUGACCACACAGUGGCAGUAGUAUCACAACAACACUUUUUAAGCGAGAAUAUUAAAACGAAGAAGUAAUUGUUUUUAAAAUAAAGCGCCCCGUCUCCGAUAGGGAUCCAACAUGGGGUUGAAAAUAAUAUUAGUCAAAUAUUGCUUUGUAUUUAUGCAUCUUUUAACAUAAAAUGUUAAAAAAAAUUGCAUUUUAUUGGAGUCAUAAAAACUUUUUCGAAUGCCGUGGUUAGCUAAAGGCUAACAGUGAGCUGCGGUUUGUAUCCAAAUAUGAGGACAUGUCCGUCAGACGGGCUCUCUUAAACUGUGCUGUGCUUUCACUGCAAGACUCGUGUGUGUUUUAUCCGUGUUGUAAAGGCUGCUUUUCGAGAAUCCAUGCUGAAAAAGAGGACUCUAGCAGAUUUCGGUGCCCCAAAUGUGGUUAUUGGUGUCACAAGGACCAAGUUGAUCACAGAUAUCGCCUGUCGUUGAGAGUCUUACGGGAUGGAUGCAUAUUUGGAGUAACUGUGUUUGGAAACAGCCUGAACAAAUUCUUUGGUGUUCAUGCAAAUGAAUUACAGAGGUUGGUUGAAAAUCUGGAUGGACCCUUUGAUCAACCAACUAAAUCAACAUUGCUUGUGAAGGCUGUUAAAGACUGCUUCAUUGGACAACAUUUCAUCUUUGGUUUGAAGUUUAACGAAACAGGAAGUGAACCUUGGUGUCAAAGGCCACCCUAUGACGGCUUCAACAGAGAAGAAAGAGCUCAGUUUAUUGCCAGUCAAAUGCUCCCCUCUACACCUGGGGGUCCGACUGGCUGCACCGUGGUCAGGUACUAUCAGGUUCUUCUGCAGAACGCAUCAGAAUCUCAGCCUUCUUAUCCUGGAAAAAGACUUCCAUUUACAACCCCUCUGCUGGUUAUUGAACACAAUCCAAGUAUCAGCGAUGAUUCCCCUUUCUCUGUCUCUGGUCUGCUCUCCCAGUCAUGGCUAAGAUUAGAAGAACAAGACAGCACCCUCACUUUCACCCCGCCAUGGGAGCAAUCCCUCGGGCUUGUGACCUCGUCAGCAGAGCAGGAGGAACCCUGCAGGACUCUGGAUAAAGAAGAUGUGGCCACCAAACAGACAGUCGACAGCACAGAACCGCAUCUCGUACAGAGAGUUGACGAGGAGAACCACGAAGUAGUGAGCAAAAAAACUCACAUUUUUUCUGAGGAGAGCUUUGAUAAAACUUUAUCUUUUGUACAGUGUCCAAGCUUUUCUGUUUGGGAAGAUUUUGGAAACAGCUUCAACACAAACACCUUGCUCACACACCCCCAACCUGAAGUCAAUAAUUGCAGUCUCACCCAAAAUGAGCCUUUCAUAGAACAGCAGCACACAGAAACAUGUUCACCAAACUUGUUAGCUUGGGAGAAUUGUCCUUUUUCUGAGAGUCUUAAUGCGUUUUUAUGUACAGAAAACAAAGAUGCUAUAGUUGGUGAGGUAGGGUUGGAUUUUAAAACCAGCUUACCUGAACAAUCAGAAAAAAAUGAUCAGGAAACAAGACAUUUUCCAGGUGAAUGUUCUGCUUCUGAAACGAGAGGCAGCCAUUCAUUUUUAUUGGAUGUCACCAAAGUGCCUUCUGUAAACGUAGUUUCUGGAUCCAAUUUCUCUGACCAAGUUUCUGAAAAAUGCCCAAAAACAAAUGAACUCAAUUAUUCCCAUAAGUGUGUUGAGGAGGACAGAAAAGCUCAUUGGUCUUUAGAAAAGGACAGCUACAACUGCUCAGCUGACCUGUUCAGUGGCUCAUUUAUGAGCAGUGUGGACACAGAUGUACCUGAUGUUACCGUGGUAACAGCCGCACAUGCUUGCACACUUGAUUGUAAGAUGGACCGGCACCAUUUAAGUAAGAAACUCAUAAACAUCACCAACUCAACACCCCUCAACCACAAACAAAGAAGUGGGAAACGCAGAAAAAGUUUUAAUUCUCUAAUAACAGAAGAUUUUGACUUUGUUCCUCCUUCUCAGUCAACUCCCGUCAUGAAAGUAAAAGCGCUGCCACCACUUUCACGCCCUUGCAGUAAAGGAACAGAUAAGUGGACAAAGGAAAACAUCACGUUGAGCUUUUUAUCCGACAGACAAACUCCAGAAAAAAGGAUGAGAAAAAAAGAGCAAUACUCCUUUCCUCAUGGACCGCAGAGAAGAACUCCAAACCUGGACUCAAAAAAGGCUGUUUGUGAUGAAGAGGAUGGAAUUCUUGCUCCUACUCCUGCUGCUAAUUCUCAGCCUAAUGGGAUACUCAGAGGAAGACGGUUUCCUGAAAAAGGAAGUAGUUAUUUUACUUUGAAAAAGUCUCAGGAGGACAGAGAUGAUUGUAAAAGAACUCUCCUAUUAACCUCUCCUUAUAGACUUAUGGGAGAAAAAGAAAACGGUGGUGAGGCUGUUAAUGAGGAGAUUGUUGAUGAAUGUCCUGAUAAGAGCCAGAUGUGUGACUAUUCUAGAGAUUUGUUCUCUGAUUCAAUCUAAAUCUUUAUUUUUACUGUUGGCAUGCUAAUCGAGUUAGCUUUGCACCGACUCAAAAGGAAAAAAAUGUUUUUCUACUUUUUUGCACUGCAGUCAGUUAAGUAAGUAUUGACUAGCUUACAUAUUUAACUUUGUUGCAGAAAAUCAACAUUGUCCUAAGCUUUUUAAAUUAAAUGAUUAAGGAGAUCAUCUUUACUGGUUGAAAAUCUAACUUGACAGCAGUUUUAUUUUAAUCUAAAAGUGAAUAAAUUCUAUAAUAAUUCCAGGUACAUAAAGCAGAACCUUAAAGCUUGAUUACAAACAGGUCUCACAAGAAAAUUAAUAUAACUUAUCACUGUCAUGUUGUCCAAAAAAGAUAAAAACAAUAACUUCAAAUGCAUACAUUUUUUAAAUAACUAUACAGACAAAUGAAUGUUAUGUGGCAAUAAAAAAUCUGUUUUUAAAGAAUGACAAGUGAUAUUUUCAGUCACCAAGAUGUCAUAUUUAUUUGGAAAUGUAAAGAUAUUUUAGCAUUUCUAUGCAACAAUAAUAAAGAACAUUUCCUGAAUAACAA